Molecule: messenger RNA, 3192 nt
Organism: Pollicipes pollicipes
Lineage: Eukaryota; Metazoa; Arthropoda; Thecostraca; Pollicipedomorpha; Pollicipedidae
Gene: Ctf4
Product: Chromosome transmission fidelity 4
Exons: 4
Coding region: 86-2869 (927 amino acids)
Biological process (GO): mitotic cell cycle; DNA-templated DNA replication; DNA repair
Cellular component (GO): nuclear replication fork
Molecular function (GO): protein binding; chromatin binding
Source: RefSeq, a predicted model, not a curated record
UCUGUGGCUCCGCGGCGCCGGACGUCUCCGUGACGUCCCUGGUAGAUUUGAGCAGCUGAUCACCUUGGACAUUGCCUGCCCAGCCAUGGCUUCAGCGCAGACGUACGUGCGCUACGCCCACCCAGAGGGUCCGGUGGGCGUGCUGUACCUGGGCGACGGCAGUCAGCUGGCCACUGUCGGCUGCGACGGCGAGCUGCGCCUGUGGCGUGGCGUCGAAGACGACGACCCUGACACGCAUCCGCUGGGCGACACGCUGACGGCGCUGGCCGCCGCCGGGCCGCGGCUGCUCGUCGGUACGGACGCGCACGCGGUGGCCGCCUUUCGGCUGCCGGGCGUGCAGCCGGACGGCGUGCUGACGCGCUACACGGCGCCCGUGACCGACAUCCACGCGGCCGGCGAGCUGGUGGCGUCCGCCGGCUGCGACAUGGUGGCGCGCGUCAGUUCGCUGGACGGCGAGCGUCAGCUGGAGAUCGACGGCUUCGGCGCGCCCGUCCUGAGCGUGGCGCUCGACCCGCGCGCCGCCGUGCUGCUCACCACCUGUUGCGACGGCCGCGUCGGCUUCUGGGACGCGCGCUCCGGCCGCCGCGGCGUGCGCCUCUUCUCGGGCGCCGACUGGGCCGAGUCGGGCCGGCUGGCCAGCGCGCUGCUCACCAAACCGGUGACCGCGUGCGCCUUCUCGCCGUGUGGUCGGUUCGUGGCGGCGGCCACGCAGGACGGGCUGCUGGUGGAGUGGCGGCUGGGCGGCGCCGAGGCGCGGCGCAUCGACCAGCACGAGGCCAAGCUGCGGCUGAACGCGCUCUGCUGGCACCCGGACGGCGACCGGCUAGCGUUCAGCGACUGCGCCGGCCAGCUGGGCGUGACCUCGGGCGUGCGUGCCGGCCGUGACGCUGACGCCGACGCUGACGCCGAUGCGCCAAUGGACCUCGACAGCCUACAGGCGGCCAUCGACGACGACGACGACGAGCGAGACCUGCUCGAGGCGGCGCUGGACGGCGAGCGGAACACCCUGGAGGCGCCGACGGGCGCCGAUAGCGACGACGACGACGAGAACGUCAUCUCGCUGCGCAAGAUCAAGGCCGAGUCGGGCUUCGUUUCGGACGAGGAGAGCGGCGCGAAGGGCGGCGAGUCGCCCGCGUUCCAGCCGGGUAGCACGCCUGCCCACCUGGAGCGGCGCUUCCUGGCCUGGAACUCGGUGGGCGUGGUGACGGCGCAUGACGAGGAGUCCAUCGACGUCGAGUUCCACGACUCGGCCGUGCACCACCCGCUGCACCUGCGCAACGCGCUCGGCCACACGCUGGCCGCCCUGUCGGACGAGGCGCUACUGCUGGCCGCGCCAGGGCAGGACGACCAGCCUGCCAAGCUGCAGUGUCUGCACUUCGGCUCGUGGGACUCCAACAAGGAGUGGUAUCUCGACCUGGCCGCCGGCGAGGAGCCGGAGGCGGCCGCGCUCGGUGCCGGCUGGCUGGCGGUGGCCACCAGCCACCGCCUGCUGCGCCUCCUCACGCUGACAGGCGUGCAGCGUCACGUGCUGAGCCUCAGCGGGCCGGUGGUGUGCCUGGCCGGCUGGGAGGACCGGCUGCUGAUCGUGCAGCACGCCGGCACUGGCCUGCCGGGCGAGCAGAGCCUGACGGCGCAGGUACUGUCGGCGGCAGGCCGGCGGCCGCCGCGCGUCGCGCCCGCGCCCGUGCCGGUGCCGCUGGCGCCACGCGCGCGCCUUGCCUGGGCCGGCUUCACAGACCAGGGCACGCCGUGCGUGUCCGACACGAGCGGUGCGCUGCGCCUGCUCACCGGCCAGCACGGCGCGGCCUGGACGCCGUUGGAGGCGCCGCACCCAGGCGCCGACCACCUGUUUGUGGUGAGCGUCAGCGAGCUGGAGCAGACGGCGCGUGUGCUGCUCUGUCGCGGCAGCCGCUUCCCGGCUGUGUUGCCACGUCCGGCGCUCAGCCUGCUUCCGCUUCGCCUGCCUUUAGCCGAGCCAGACACGGCGCGCGGCCGACUCGAGGAGGAGGCGGUGCGUGCACGGCUUCUGCUCGACGCGCUCGGCCGGCUGGGCGCUGCGGGCUUCGACACGGACGAGGCGCGCGUGGAGCCGCGGCGCGCCCGCGCCGCCGCGCUCACGCAGCUGUUCGCGCUGGCCGUGCGCACGGACCGGGAGCACCGCGCGCUGGAUGUGGCUGCGCAGAUGGAGGAGGUGUCCACAGUAGAGGCAGUGGCUGGCUACGCCUCCCGGCAGCGGCGCGCGCUGCUGGCCGACCGGCUCGUCCGCCUGGCGCAGACGCUGGCCGACGCGCCACCGGACGAGGACGAGGCGGAGGAGGAGGACGAGCCGCGGCCGAACGCGCGGCGCGAGGAGCCACCGCAGGCGCCGGGCCGCCAGGAGGACCCCGCCGAGAUGUCGGCUGAGGAGGAGGAGCAAGAGGAAGACGCGGAUUCCGUUCCCCCGACGCUUCCCGAUCUGCAGCGCGCGGCGCGCCCCGCCAGCCCCGUCAUCUUCACGCCCAGUCCUCGGAACCCCUUCAAGUGCGCCACGGCCAAGGCGCCUCAGGCUGGGAGGGGCGCAUCCGUAUUCGACGACAUCAAACGUCAGCAGGCGUCGACCAAGCGGGUGCUGCCAGAGGGGAAGGCGAAGGUUUCAGCCAAGUUGAAGCGACCCAGGGUGAGCAAGGAGGCAGCCGGAAAGCUGACCUCGUCGAUCAGAAGCGCUUUCGUGUCCAAGCUGUCGUCUGAGAGUGUUGAAAAUGUCGAGAACACGGAGCCCAUCAGCGACAAGGAACAGGAAAAGACGACAGUGAACACUGACGUCAAGACUGCCCCCAAAGCCGGCUCGGGACUGGCCAAGCUGUCAGCCUUCGCAUUUUCUGAUGAUUAGGUUUUCUGUCGCUCCUCGCGGUAUGCGCGUCGUGGGUUUUGAUGACCAUUGGUUUCGGGCAGCGUGUCACCUGUCUCCGAAUUUUAUGUGUGCAUGUUUGAUUUGCGUUGAAUUUCAGGAUGAGAUGCCAGCGGUGGUCGCCAAUGUUUUUGAUAAAUGCAGUGCCGUUUUAAUGUCAUUAGGCGUUUCCCUUGUAUCGCGCAGAAUGUCAGAUGUUAAAUGUCAGAAGGGAAAGGCAAGUGUGAUUGAGAGCGCUUCUGCGGAAUGGUGCUGACCGCGCCCCGAUCCAAACAUUUGCCUUAGAAUACACAUGCCCUUUGUUU